Phascolarctos cinereus (koala) is the source of this 1758-nucleotide messenger RNA. It is a transcript of the gene CCN5, whose product is annotated as cellular communication network factor 5. NCBI's taxonomy places the organism in Eukaryota, Metazoa, Chordata, Mammalia, Diprotodontia, Phascolarctidae. Gene Ontology annotation, biological process: cell adhesion; positive regulation of cell differentiation; signal transduction. Gene Ontology annotation, molecular function: heparin binding; integrin binding. The record is from RefSeq and is a predicted model, not a curated record. Gene Ontology annotation, cellular component: extracellular region; extracellular matrix.
CCAGCUCCAGACUCCGCUCUGCCUUCUCAAUGGGUUAUGCGGCCUCACCUUGAGGUGAAUGAAAAUGUCAGCCGGAAUGUGGGGAGGAAAGAAUGCUGAGCCCCGUCCAAACCUACUCGUGUUUGUGUUUCACUCUAUGAGUGACAUCAGAGCCCUUGGAGUAUAAGACCCACAGGACUGGACUGGAGCCACGGCGGGCUGCGGCACACACACACACACACACACACACACACACACACACACACACACACAAAACACACUCUGCUGCCUUGCCUUCCAGCUGCGAGGGGAGUGCUAUGGUGAAGCCAGAGAGCCGGGAGCAGCAUGAGGACUCCACGGGAGAUGCCACUGCUCGCACUCUCUCUCCUCUGCCUCCUGUUUGAGGUGUGUGCCCAGCUAUGCCGGAUGCCAUGUACCUGCCCCUGGUUACCCCCACGCUGCCCUCCUGGGGCACCCCUGGUCCUGGAUGGCUGUGGCUGCUGCAGGGUGUGUGCUCGGAGGCUGGGAGAGCCCUGUGACCAACUCAACAUCUGUGACCAGAGCCAGGGGCUGGUAUGCAACUACAGUGCCACCCUGGGGGACAGGAGAGGCACCUGCAACUUUCCAGAAGAUGACGGCAGCUGCGAGGUGAAUGGGAGGACCUACCGUGAUGGGGAGACCUUUCAGCCAAGUUGCAAGUUCCAAUGCCACUGCUCAGAUGGGGGGUUCACUUGCACUCCCCUUUGCAGCGAGGAUGUGCGGCUGCCCAGCUGGGACUGUCCCCACCCUAAACGAGUUGAUGUCCCCGGAAAGUGCUGCCAAGAAUGGAUCUGUGACCAGGCAGUCCAACCUGGCCCAGCAACAGUGCCCCGGUUCCUGGGACCUCCAGUACCAUUGUCCCCUCGAUUUGCCUGCCAGGAAUGGAGCACAUUGUGGGGCCCCUGUUCUGCCACCUGUGGGCUGGGUGUGGCCACUCGGGUGACCAAUCAGAAUCCACACUGCCGGCUGGAGAUGCAGCAUCGUCUAUGCCUACUCAGGGCCUGUCCUCCUUUAAGAGGACCCUACCACAGUGUCAUUGGUGCCUCUUAAGGGGAGGUGUUCCUGUCUAUGCUUGUGGAUAAAGUUUCUGGGGCAAAAGAGAUACCAACUUGCUAGGCUUGGAGACUGACUGCCGUCAUCUCCUACUGAAGCCUCCAUCAGGCUGCUCUGACCUAUUGCUCCAAUACCUUCCUUUGAAGGAGACUGAUCCCCUUCAAAGGAGGCGCUAAUAAGGCUCAUCUCUACCUACAGGCCUCUAGAAUUCUAGAUUUUUAGCUUCUCCCAGAUAUCCUAACCAGCCAAGACUCAGUACAGAGAUGCAGACACAAGUCACCUUAGGAUCACAGAGUUUAGGAAAGGGAUCUUAGAGAUCAUUUAGUUCAGGAGUCCCUAACCUGGGAUCAUGGGAUAGACAUCAAAGGGUCUGUGAACUUAGAUGGAAAAAAUUGCUUAUUUACUUUCACUAACAUCUAAAAUGUAGUGUUUCCCUCUACUAGGAAUUUUUUUAAAAACACUGUUAAUCUGAGAAAUGGUUUACAGGCUUCAUCAGACCACCAAAGGGAUCUAUGACACAAAAAAAGAUUAAGAAUUUCCAAUCUAGUGCAACUCUUUCAUUUUACAGAAGAGGAAACUGAGGUCUGUAACAAAGAGCUAUUUAAUUGAUAGACUGUUCUGUUUUCUUUUACAUUUAUGUGUCACUUUAUUUUUUGUGUUUCUUUUUUAUUUUUAAAAAUACUUAAU